AGGGGAAAUGAAACACGUUAUAUGUGUCCUCAAUUUGAGGCUAGUACAGAGUCAGAGACCUCCUUAAUCUCUAACAACCUACGAUCUCUCCGCUUUUUGAUUUUUGGUUUCUCUAACCCAAAUCCACAGCCUGAUUACAGACCAACAGCUAUUCUCUCCUCUCUCCUCUCCGCUCCAUCGACACUCUAUCUGAAACUAUUCUUACACCACUUUGACAAUUAAUGUUCUGAUAUACAUACAUAUAUAAAAAAACAUGGGUUCUGAUCCUGCUCAAUAUGCACCAAAGAGGAUCCUCAUUACUGGUUCAGCCGGUUUCAUAGCUUCCCAUGUGACCAACAGGUUGAUGACAAACUAUCCUAACUACAAAAUUGUUGCCCUUGACAAGUUAGAUUAUUGCUCUAAUCUCAAGAACCUUAAUCCCUCUCGAUCCUCUCCAAACUUCAAAUUUGUUAAGGGUGAUAUUGCUAGCGCGGAUCUUGUAAACCACCUGUUGAUUGCUGAAGAUAUUGAUACGAUUAUGCACUUUGCUGCUCAAACCCAUGUGGAUAAUUCUUUUGGGAACUCCUUUGAAUUCACUACCAACAAUAUUUAUGGUAGUCACGUGCUCCUUGAAGCCUGCAAGGUUACCAAGCUAGUAAGAAGGUUCAUUCACGUUAGUACCGAUGAAGUUUAUGGUGAAACUGACAUGGAGACUGAUAUUGGCAAUCCUGAGGCAUCUCAGCUUCUUCCUACAAAUCCUUACUCUGCCACAAAAGCUGGGGCUGAAAUGCUUGUAAUGGCUUACCAUCGAUCUUAUGGCCUUCCUUUAAUUACAACUAGAGGCAAUAAUGUAUAUGGUCCUAACCAAUACCCGGAAAAGCUUAUCCCCAAACUCAUUCUCCUCGCCAUGAAAGGCGAGCAGUUGCCUGUCCAUGGUAAUGGCUCAAAUGUGAGAAGCUAUUUACAUUGUGACGAUGUUGCAGAGGCAUUUGAUGUGAUCCUUCACAAAGGGGUGAUUGGACAUGUAUAUAAUAUCGGGACUAAGAAGGAGAGACGAGUUCUAGAUGUUGCCCAGGAUAUAUGCAAGCUGUUUGGACUGGAUGCUACAAAAUCCAUAAGUUUUGUUCAAGAUAGGCCUUUCAAUGACCAGAGAUAUUUCUUAGAUGAUCAAAAGCUCAUUAAGCUUGGGUGGCGGGAAAGAACACCCUGGGAAGAAGGGCUAAAGAUGACAAUAGAAUGGUACACCAAGAACCCAAAUUGGUGGGGUGAUGUAUCUGCUGCUCUCCGUCCACAUCCUCGUGUCUCAUUGGUAGUUCAUUCUGAUGAUGAUGCAUGGCUUUUGGAGAAUGGAUUUAUAAGUGAUACUGAUAAUAACUGCUCAGGACUGAAGUUGUUAAUAUAUGGAAGGACUGGUUGGAUAGGGGGGUUAUUGGGGAAGCUCUGCGAAAAUGAGGGGAUAAAAUUCGAGUAUGGUGCAGGAAGGUUAGAAGAUAGGAGGUCGAUAAUGGAAGAUGUAAUGAGAGUAAGGCCAACCCAUGUGUUUAAUGCUGCUGGUGUUACUGGAAGGCCCAAUGUCGAUUGGUGUGAGUCGCAUAAGACAGAAACGAUUAGGACUAAUGUCGUAGGUACACUAACUUUGGCCGAUGUUUGCAGAGAAAACAACUUAUUGAUGAUGAAUUUCGCAACUGGCUGCAUAUUUGAGUAUGAUAAAGAGCAUCCAGAAGGUUCAGGUAUUGGAUUCAAAGAAGAAGACAAGCCAAACUUUACAGGUUCCUUCUAUUCCAAGACUAAAGCCAUGGUAGAAGAGCUUUUAAAAGAAUACGAAAAUGUAUGCACUUUGAGAGUUCGAAUGCCGAUAUCAUCUGAUCUUAGGAAUCCGAGAAACUUCAUCACGAAGAUCAGCCAAUACAAUAAGGUUGUAAAUAUACCUAACAGUAUGACAGUGUUGGAUGAGCUCUUACCAAUCUCAAUUGAGAUGGCAAAAAGAAAUUUUAGAGGAAUAUGGAACUUCACCAAUCCAGGUGCCAUAAGCCAUAAUCAAAUUUUAGAAAUGUACAAAAGUUACAUAGACCCUGAAUUUAAAUGGGUAAACUUCAACUUGGAAGAGCAGGCUAAAGUGAUAAUAGCACCAAGGAGUAACAAUGAACUGGAUGCUACAAAGUUGAAGAAAGAGUUUCCUGAUAUGUUGUCAAUUAAAGAUUCAAUAAUUAAGUAUGUUUUUGAGCCUAACAAGAAGAUUUAAUAUGCAGCUACUGCAAUUUUGUUUUUUUUCCAUUUUUAAGCCUCUACACUUUCACAAAUAGAAGAUGAGAUAUUUAGAGUCUUUUGUUCCUUCAUCUGAUUUUCUCUUUCCAUGGUUGUUAGGUUUCAAAAAUGUAAUAACUCAUUUCCGCUAGAAGGAGGGCUUGAACCUCCGACCUUGUGGUUAACAGCCACACGCUCUAACCAACUGAGCUAUUCCAGCUGAUACUCUUAUGAA
Messenger RNA from Jatropha curcas, 2458 nucleotides. RefSeq names its product trifunctional UDP-glucose 4,6-dehydratase/UDP-4-keto-6-deoxy-D-glucose 3,5-epimerase/UDP-4-keto-L-rhamnose-reductase RHM3. Gene Ontology annotation, molecular function: dTDP-glucose 4,6-dehydratase activity. Gene Ontology annotation, biological process: nucleotide-sugar metabolic process. The record is from RefSeq and is a predicted model, not a curated record. NCBI's taxonomy places the organism in Eukaryota, Viridiplantae, Streptophyta, Magnoliopsida, Malpighiales, Euphorbiaceae.